Hibiscus syriacus is the source of this 2125-nucleotide messenger RNA. Its product is annotated as pentatricopeptide repeat-containing protein At1g08070, chloroplastic-like. The transcript has a single exon. Bases 51 to 2099 code for a protein of 682 amino acids. Gene Ontology annotation, molecular function: protein binding; zinc ion binding; RNA binding. The record is from RefSeq and is a predicted model, not a curated record. Gene Ontology annotation, biological process: RNA modification. NCBI's taxonomy places the organism in Eukaryota, Viridiplantae, Streptophyta, Magnoliopsida, Malvales, Malvaceae.
AAUUUGACGUAGAAAUUGAUUCCUCAAACGGCGAACGCUUGCAUCUCAAAAUGCAAACUUUAAUACCUUCCGACACCGUCCACCGGUACUUCCCUGAUGCACUUCAUUUUUUCCUUCUUAAAUCCUCCAAAACUCACCAGGAAACCCAACAGCUUCACGCACUUUCCCUCAAAACCGGCGUUUUCUCUCAUCCUUCACUUUCUUCUCGUCUCCUUUCUCUCUAUGCCGACCCCAACAUCAACGACCUUCGCUACGCCCGCUCCGUCUUCGAUCAAAUUCAACACCGCUCGUUGCUUCUCUGGAACAUCCUCAUCAAAUGCCACGUACAAAACCAACAAUCCCAUGAAGCCAUCUCCCUGUUCGUCCAGAUGCUUGGUCAUUUUCCGCCCGACGAAUUCACGUUUCCUUGCGUAAUAAAGGGAUGUGCUAAGUUAAAUGCUCUGAAAGAAGGGAAACAAAUUCAUGGGUUGGUUUUGAAGCUUGGGUUCGGAUUAGAUAAAUUUGUGCAGGGUAGUUUGGUUAAUCUGUAUUCCAAGUGCGGCGAGAUUGGUUCUGCACACCAAGUGUUUGAUCAAAUGGGAGAGAAAGAUUUGGUUUUAUGGAAUUCUUUGCUUGAUGGAUACGCUAGGUGUGGACAAAUUAAAGCUGCCAUGAAGGUGUUUGAUGAAAUGCCUGAAAAAGAUUGUUUUUCAUGGACUGUUUUGAUUGAUGUGUUGGCUAAGUGCGGGAAGAUUGAGACUGCUAGAGAUAUAUUCGAGGAGAUUCCAAAUAAGAAUUUAAUUUCGUGGAAUACUAUGAUUAACAGAUAUAUGAAAGCUGGAGAUGUUAAUUCUGCUUCUAAAUUGUUUGAUCGAAUGACUACAAGGAAUUUGGUCACGUGGAAUACAAUGAUAGGAGGAUUCGAAUCGAAUUCGCACUUUUUGGAAGCUUUGGAGAUGUUUAGGAGAAUGUUGGAGGAGGAAUGUAGCCCUACUGAUGCUACUUUAGUUGGUGUUAUUUCUGCUGUCUGUGGAUUAGCUAGUCUUGCAAAGGGAAGUUCGAUACAUUCAUAUAUUGUCAAAAAUGGAAUUGGAUUAGAAGGGGUUGUUGGCACAGUACUCAUAGAAAUGUAUUCCAAGUGUGGAUGCAUUGAUAGUGCGGUAACAGUUUUCCGGACAAUAUGCGGCAAAAAGUUGGGGCAUUGGACUGCUAUUAUCGUCGGCUUGAGUAUUCAUGGUAUGGCUGAACAUGCUCUGAAACUAUUUCUUGAAAUGCGCCAAAUCGGUGUGAAGCCUAAUGCUAUAACUAUUGUUGGUGUGCUUAAUGCUUGUAGUCAUGCUGGACUUACUAACGAUGGUCGUCGAUAUUUUAAUAUGAUGAUGAAUGAAUAUGGAAUAAAGCCUUCUAUAGAACAUUAUGGUUGUCUGGUAGACAUAUUUUCUCGAGCUGGUUAUCUUGAAGAAGCAAAGAAGAUCAUUGAAGUGAUGCCGAUGAGAGCAAACAAAGUAAUUUGGAUGACAUUGCUUAGUGGUGCUCGGAAACAUGGAAACACAAAAAUAGGUGAAUAUGCUGCUCAACAUUUGAUCGAAAUAGCUCCGGAGACUAUCGGGGGUUACGUUGUUCUUUCCAAUAUGUAUGCUGUAGCCGGUGAAUGGGACAAGGUUUCAAAGGUAAGAGAAACGAUGAAGAAGAGAGGAUUAAGAAAAGAUCCAGGCUGCAGUUCAAUAGAGCAUAAAGGUGUGGUUCAUAAGUUCAUUGUGAGAGAUAAAUCACAUCGGCAAACGAAAGAAAUAUAUUUGAAACUGAGUGAGAUGAGAGAGAAGUUGAAACUGGCAGGGCAUGUUCCUGGCACAAGUCAAGUGUUGUUGAAUAUUGAAGAUGAGGAAGAGAAGAAAGCUGAACUGGAAAACCAUAGCGAGAGGUUGGCUAUUGCCUUCGGUCUCAUCAAUAUCGAAGCUGGAUGUCCCAUCCGGGUCACGAAGAACCUUCGGGUUUGCAGUGAUUGUCACUCUGUAACAAAAAUGCUGUCUAAGAUCUAUAGUUGUGAGAUUAUUGUGAGAGAUAAUAGCCGGUUUCAUCAUUUUAAAAACGGGUUCUGUUCUUGUAAAGAUUUUUGGUGAUUGCCUUAGCUGUUGGCUUGUAUUAU